Xyrichtys novacula (pearly razorfish) is the source of this 3568-nucleotide messenger RNA. The record is from the annotation of a GenBank genome assembly. Lineage: Eukaryota; Metazoa; Chordata; Actinopteri; Labriformes; Labridae.
ACUGUAAUUUCUCCCUAUCUUUGAACGGAAGUUCGUAGGUGAAAAGCUAAACACGCUGCUCCACAUGUGGGGUUGUUUUGUGAAGAAAUUUUGCUAUGAAUAGAAAUAAACUGCUGUGAGAUGGGGAAGGUUAAAAAGAACAACACCAACGAGUCGGGAAAACAAGCAGUCAAGACUGGACAACGUGCAGGGUAAGUUGAAGAAGCUGUGAUACAGAGCACUGCUAAGUAUCUUGUUAGCUACAGAAGCUAACCAGCCUAAAGGAGACCCACUCUGUUUACAUAUUCCUCCCAACGAGACAACUUAACCGAAUUUUUACAGAGCCGCUGAAGUCAAGUGUUUACCAAAGUUAAAGGUAUGUUCCAGCGUAAAAUUAAGUUUGGGUCAAUCAACUUUAGUAACGACCACAGAAUAGCAAUUCAGAGCCACGCGCUCAACCAAAAAACCACAAAUGAUGCUCAGAACAGCACCUAACUUCAUCAACAGUACAUAUAGGGUCCCAGCCAUAGUAGUAGCCACCAAACAUAUUUUUACCUUUGCUUAAUUUCUUUAGCUAAACACAACUCACCUACUCUCUCCGGAGACCCCCGGGCGAGUCCAUCGAUUACAGCGGGGUGACGCAGCUCAAGGAAGAACAUUUAUAAUAAUUUCUUUAUCAUUUCCUUGAAGUAAUAAUCACCGUAUUAAUCAUUUCGCGCUGCAGACGCUGUAGUUCUUUUGCCUUAGCGUCUCGGUCUGAUUGAAUUUCCAUGAAGAAAUUAUCAUAAAUGUUCUUCCUCGAGUUGCGUCACCCCGCCGUAGUCGAUGGACUCGCCCAUGGGUCUCCGUACAAACAAGCGGCUGCUUGAAGAGAGUAGGUGAGUCGUGUUUAGUCUUAGAGCCCAAGCCUCAACGGGGCCCUAAGCAAUAUUACAUUCUGUGGCCCUCUGUUUUUGCCAAUAAUAUUGAUUGUUGAUCAUUCACACACCUACUACAGUAUAAAUUUAAUACGCCUGACUUGUCUUUACGCUUUUAAGGGGGUGGCCUAGGUAACAACAUAAAUAAUACCAAUGAAACCAUACAAUACCAAUGAAUGAUGUUCAGGGUACCACAUAUGGUUUUUAAUCUCAAAAUGUAACACAUUAAGGAUGCUCAGUGCACAUUGCACAGCAGAAGGCACAUAGCGGUAGCGAAGCUUUGACAUAUCGGCAUUAAGAAUCAUAGGCGUACAUCAGCAGCAGCACUAAAAUAUUUUUAUUUUAUUUUAUUUUUACAAUAAUAUAUAUUUGAUCAUACAGAAAGCAUCACUCAUAGAUGCAAAAAAAUAUAUAUAUUUUUUUUAAAUUGCUCUUGGCGGCCCUCUGCUGGCCACUUAGUUUGCUUAUGCCUUGGUUGUCAAGAUUAAUCUCUCGAGGGGUUGUCUAACUCAGUGUUACGGUGUGUUUGACCCUAACUUAAUUUUAUGCCGGAUUAUCCCUUUAACAUUUCCAUGAUAUCUGUUUUUAAACCCCAGAGAUAAGAAGCUCAAACGAGAUGGGAACCCUAGCAAAGCCAAAGAAGACCACCUCCAACACAUCCCAUUCAGGCUCCGAGAGAUCAUGAAGAGCAAGGACAGAAUGAAGAGGGGGCCAAAGAAGGCAAAAAAGCAACAAACAGGUGAGUACUGCACCUUUGUAAUCCCCGAUCUAUUCACAGUUAAAUCACAUGAAAAGAAAUUAACUUCUAUUUAUUUAUCUUAAGCCGUUUUCCAUAAAGGCAAAGCCGGGGAUCCCCAGGUUGAAGACAUACCUGUCCCACAUUUCAAGAGGGGGAAGAAGGAGACUGUUGGAGCCUAUAUGAGGAGGAUGGAAAACGAGACAAAACACGUCCUGUUCCUCACCAAGAACCAAGUGGAGAGGAAGCCUGAGCUUGAGGUAGACCAACAAGAAAAGCCUGCAGACAAGAGCAAGUCUGAGAAGAAGAAGGAGUGAGUAUUUAUGAGAUCUGUAAAGCAGUUUCACUUCAAACUGAUGUUAUUUAUCUCUUUAUGAACUCAGUUUAUUCAACCUUUAUUCCUCUCCUGCUGCAGGUAUGAUAAAGUCAGAAUACAGAAGCUACAGCUGAAGAAGUUGGACAGACAGGAGGACAUCAUGGAAAAAGAGAUGUUCGUCGGUAAGGAGUAUAAGUUAUCCCGCAUUAAAAGAAAUAUAAGCGAGUAUCCAUCCUCUUUGAUUGAGUACAACAUGCAUUUGUAAUUGUUUUAGGUGAAUUUAAUAUAAUUUUGAGGAAGGCUGGACACUGACUGUUCUUGUACUGAUAGAGAGUUAUGAUAUAUGCCUAUCUGGUGAACAUAAUAAGGCUAAAUAAUCAAACUGAUGUGAUUGGUUUGUUUUAUAGAUGAUGUUCCUUUUGGAGAGGUCGCAAUGGCCCCGCCAUCUUUGAGCACCAAACCCAAGAAAGCUCCAGUCAAGACUCAGGUACUCUUCUGUGCACCUCUUUAUGUUUGUGAUCUGAGUUGACCGAACAGCAGGUUCACUUUCUCUCUGCUCUGCUUCCAGGCAUCAAAAACGCUGCUCCUGAACUCCCUCUUGGGCCACAGCCCGAUCUCCACAGCCAAGCCCUCCAUGGCCCGUCAGCGAAUCAUGGAGGAGGAGAGGCAGCGAGCAGUGGAGGCUUAUCGCCAUCUUAAGAAACAGAGACAGCUGCAGCACGAGGCCAAGGCUGCCGGUCUGGAAAAACUCAAGAACCCUGAGUGAUUUCCUCAGGUCAAAAACUGAGAGGAAUGAUCCGGUAACCUCCAGCAGACUGACUGGAUGCAUUAUGUAACCCCGGAGCUGGUGUGUUUGCAGAAGAGCUCACCACAGUAUAGCUUACCUAUGGGCAAAUGAGCAAACAUUUGCAUCCACAGGCCACACUCUGAGGUAAGACAGAGUCAUGUGAUUGUCUCCUGUGGUGCCACUAGAUGGCAGUCCUCAUGCAGAAAGCUGGUUUCACGGUUUUCUAUCAGAACAUUUUGGACUUUUUUAAAGUGAAAAUGUUUUAAUUACAUUCAGUGCCAGACUGUACGUAUAAAAUAUGACUUUAUUUACAUCUUAGUGGGGAAAAAGUUUGUGUGUAGGAAUAAGAGAAUAAAGGAAAGAGAGUUGUCCUACCAUGGAGGUUUUUUUGACUGAUUUCUGAAGCAGAGAUAUUUGUUAUAGAUUUGCAGGUUUUCAAUUUCAGUUCUGUCUUGACUCGACCAGCUUAAAAGAUGAAGGCGAAGCACUCCUACUUUUCAGCUUUCAUGGAGUUUUUCAGGAUAUUACAACAUACGCAGACAUGUUUCCCAAGAGCUGUUUUCAUUGUCAGCAGCUGACUUUUCAUGUUUUUAACUUAGGGAUUAUAGUUGAACAAGAGUUUAACAAAAGUUAAAACGCUGUUUUUCUCUGUAUGCCUGGAGUUCUAGGAUAAAUAAAUCACAUCAGCCUUUUCAAUGCGUAGCACUUAUUGGAGCCUGGCACAGCUAAUUACUUUUUGUAAUCCUUAAAAGGUUUACUUUCAUGAACAAGGCCUUUGUUGAAAUACUGGCUUCUGGGACAAACUGUGCAAAUACAAGUAUUGAUAACAUCCA